CGAGAGUGGAGGCGAGUGGCGCUGCGGUGCACCGGGACGCGACGCAUAUCGUGUAAAUAAACGUUCCCGAAACGUUCCGUCGUGCUCGAAGUUGAAUCAAGCUGAAUAUUCCCCUCAAAAUGCCGAUCUUGGACAAGAGAAAGGGGGACGACAUUCUCGCGCUGGUGCCCGCGUCGAAGAGAACCAAGAAUGAGGUCGUCUUCAGCAGCAGGGAGAAGGCGGUCGUUCAGAGCGGCCCACCGCGGACGUCCGCCCUGAUGUCGAUGAUAAUGCUGCUGGAGGGACACCAGGGAGACAUCUUCUCCAUAGAAUUUCACCCGGAGGGACAGUACCUCGUGUCCACGGGAUUCGAUCGACAGAUCUUUAUCUGGAAUGUUUACGGGGAGUGCGAGAACAUUGGCAUCAUGACUGGACACAGCGGUGCCGUGAUGGAGUUACAUUUCAGUCCAGACGGUAAUCACCUGUACACAGCCAGCACGGACAUGACGCUGGGCCUGUGGGAUAUAGUGGCCGGGACGCGAGUCAAGAAGCUCAAGGGCCACACCUCGUUCGUGAAUUCCGUGUCAGGGGCGCGACGGGGACCCACGCUGCUCUGCUCGGGCAGCGACGACAGCACGAUACGUGUCUGGGAUCCUAGGAAGCGGGGUCAGUGCUACACGUUGAACAAUACGUAUCAGGUGACCGCAGUGACGUUCAACGAUACGGCGGAACAGGUGAUCAGCGGCGGGAUCGACAACGACAUAAAGGUGUGGGAUCUUCGGAAGAACGCGGUGCUCUACAAAUUGAAGGGACACACCGACACCAUUACCGGACUCAGCCUCAGCCCCGAUGGAUCGUACAUACUUUCCAACGCCAUGGAUAACACGCUCAAAAUAUGGGACGUGAGGCCGUUCGCGCCCUAUGAGCGCUGCGUCAAGAUACUGUCCGGGCAUCAGCACAACUUUGAAAAGAAUCUUCUGAGAUGCGCGUGGUCACCGGACGGUAGCAAAGUUUCGGCGGGUUCGUCGGACCGAUUCCAUUACAUCUGGGACACCACGAGUCGUAGGAUAUUGUAUAAACUACCAGGACACAAUGGAUCUGUGAACGACAUCGAUUUCCAUCCGAAGGAACCCAUAGUGUGCUCGGGAUCUAGCGACAAGCAAAUCUACUUGGGCGAAAUCGAGAUUUAAUAAGCGCGGGACUUGAUUAAUAUAUCUAUCGUAUUUGUAAAAAGAAAAACUGAGGGAGAAACGUUUGUGAAUAUCGGCAA
This is a messenger RNA of Vollenhovia emeryi, 1249 nucleotides long. Its product is annotated as U5 small nuclear ribonucleoprotein 40 kDa protein. Gene Ontology annotation, cellular component: catalytic step 2 spliceosome. NCBI's taxonomy places the organism in Eukaryota, Metazoa, Arthropoda, Insecta, Hymenoptera, Formicidae. The record is from RefSeq and is a predicted model, not a curated record. The coding region runs from base 120 to 1169 and encodes 349 amino acids. The transcript is spliced from 6 exons. Gene Ontology annotation, molecular function: RNA binding; protein binding.